UACAUGUUUUCUUCAAUUUUUGUCAUAGGAAAAAGAUGAUCACAAGUGAAAUUCUCAAGGAAUGGCCAGAAUCUAACCCUAUACCUACAUUCAGAUCAAAUUACACAAAUGAAAUAAGACAGCUACAACAGUUUCAAGAAAGGCUUGGUGAUGAUGAAAAAUAUAUUUAUCCUGAAUGGUCUCUUGGCAAAAAUGCAAUUAAAGAAAUGGUUUUAAAACACAUGGCUGAAAGAAGGAGAAAAGUAAAGAAUGCAAAUAUAUAUCACUCUGGGUACACAACUACAGAAAGUGAAACAUCCUCUUGUGAUUCUCCUCCUUCUACAUUGUCAUCAUCUCCAGAACUAGACAGCAAGAGAAAACUAUGGAAAGACUACUUUAACCAAGAUCUGACACAAGCAAGCUGCGACACAAUUAUCUUGGUGSCCCUCAACAAAGAUCAUAUUCGUGAUAUACAGAUGAUGAAACACUUAAUGCCCUUAAAGAAAAUUUUCAAGCUAUCACUUCUUCGUGGGAAGGACAAAAAUAUGUUCAUUAGAGCAAUUGCUAACAGCAUGAUGAUUGAGAACUACAUCAUAAUUGCUGAUGAUGCCAAUUUGUCAAACUUAAAAAGAGAAGAUGUAAAAUGUGUAAAGCAACUGUCUUUUUGAGCUGAUGAAUAGUACCAACAUUUGCUGAUGAAAUUUUGAACAUUAUCACUCUUUUGUUGUGUUAUAAUAUUAUAACUUAUAAGCUACAUGAUGUGUAUCUAAUGGAGGACAAUACAUUGGAUAAAGGAGUCUUUAAAGCUACAUGUGGACAUUGACAACCUAAGAAGUUUGCUUGCUGUUGAUAUUUUGAAAGCAGUAAUUUUGCUGUAAAGUUCUGUUUGUCAUGAUUAUACUUCUAUUGUGUUACAAAAUUACUCAGUUACUGGCCAAAGACAAAUAAUUUAUCAUUGCCCAUUGGACAUGGACAGGCUAGUUAAACACUGAAUAAUUUCCCAAAGACACUACACUGUAGUGGUUAAUAUAAAAGAAAUUGAGUUACUGGCCAAAUUCAAGCUUGUUUUUAAAUAAAUGUAAAUGUUGGAAAAUGAA
Exaiptasia diaphana is the source of this 1076-nucleotide messenger RNA. RefSeq lists its product as uncharacterized. Lineage: Eukaryota; Metazoa; Cnidaria; Anthozoa; Actiniaria; Aiptasiidae. Bases 36 to 647 code for a protein of 203 amino acids. The transcript is spliced from 2 exons. The record is from RefSeq and is a predicted model, not a curated record.